GGACGCAAGAUGUCGAGCUCUGCAAGAGCGGUUUCAGCGGCCGCGUCUGGCCGUGGUAACAGGUCUUCUGUCGCCCCACCGGGCUAUCGGUUUGUACUACCGACUUUGCCAUCAGGCGAAACUAUGAAGGAGUGUCUGUUCUUACAUUGUGACGUUGCCGGGAGACCAUACCGCCUCGAAGACUUCCGUGACCCGCUGCAAGAACUCGGUGUACUGAAAGACGUGACCGGUAUUGGGCCCUUCCAAAUGACGCAUGUGUGGCUCAUCAAGCUACGAACUCCAGAGGUGAAGGAAGUGCUGGUUAGAGCGGGAGGCCUGGAGGUAAAAGGGCGCUUUUGCGCCGUCAUUGACCCAGUGCAACAAGACAUCACACUCAAAGUGCACUGGGUUCCAUUCCACGUUACCGGGGAAGCAUUGAAGAAGGCUUUCGACCACUAUGGCGAAGUGAAAGAAGUAAGACAAGAAGAUUGGAAGGUGAGGGGCUUCGAACAAGCUGAGUCUACCACGCGUAUUGUGCGGAUGACGCUCCGAGAGAACUUAACACCGGACGCUCUGCCCCAUUUGUUCAAGAUAUUUGGUGGCUCUGUGCUGGUUGUCGUUCCCGGGAGAGCUCCGAUUUGCCUGCGGUGUCGACGCAAAGGACACAUUAGAAGGGACUGCAGAGUGCCAAGGUGUUCUGAGUGCCGGGAAUUCGGCCAUGAAGCACAUGAUUGCGUACGUACGUAUGCAAGAGUUACUGGCAGCACGCAACCCGACGACGAAGGUCUCGAAUUGAUGGAAGAGGAGGUAACGGAGAAACCGACAGCGUCCUCGGAAACGCCGGUUCAACAGGUGGCAAGUGUCGCAAAAAAGGUGGCAACGCCAUCCGCGUCGACACAGGACGCCACAACAGGAAGAAAGCAAAGAGAAAGAAGAAGGAAUGAAGAAGAGAAGACACCGCCUGCGCCCGCAGAAACGGAUCACGGGUGUGACGCGUUUAACGUGGAGAUGGACGCGGAGCCAGAGACGCCAUAUGAGACGCCGGAUGAGAUGGUCACUGAGGAGCCAGCCGUGCCUUCCAAGAGGCACCGAAGCGAUGCUCCAGAAGAGGAGACGCCGGCUGACAGUGUUCAGCGCCUGGAGCCGCAGUGGAUGGUGGUCCGGUCGACCCGGGCCAAGAAAGGGAAGUCCGCCCCACCUCAACGGUCAGCGUCGCUCACCCGAGAAGGGCAGGCGACGCAGUGA
This is a messenger RNA of Dermacentor andersoni, 1224 nucleotides long. RefSeq lists its product as uncharacterized. Gene Ontology annotation, biological process: activation of innate immune response. Lineage: Eukaryota; Metazoa; Arthropoda; Arachnida; Ixodida; Ixodidae. The record is from RefSeq and is a predicted model, not a curated record. Gene Ontology annotation, molecular function: zinc ion binding; double-stranded DNA binding; RNA binding.